GGUAUAUGUUCAUCAUAAUCAGGUAAUGAUCGGGGGAGGAAUACUAUGUGAUAUUCGCAAUACCCAAGCAUGUAGCAGAUCCUUCAAACCAGAAUAUGAAAAGGUUAAUAUUUAUUUCGUGGAUGGAUCUUUCCUUGUAUGGGAAGCUGAAACAGCGAUAUUUCUUCGGGAGAAAUUUGGUGUUAGUGGUGUUUUAGUAGGGACCUUACAGAAGCCACGACAGAACAGAGCAUUGGGCCUGCCUCUCGAAAUCAUGAAAGAGGAAGCGAUUGUUCUGCACAGGGAGGGCGUAGUUAAUAUUGUUAAACAAAAAGACAUGCCAGUAGUUGGUUCUGAAGAAAAGUAUGCUGAUUAUUUAGCAAAGUCUUACAAGGAACAGAAUGAGUUUUUGCAGAAUAAAAUUUUUAGUAAGUCUCAGAAGUUUGUUCAGGAUCCUGUGGAAGAGCCUGUACAUUUGAAUCUGAGUGGAAAAAUUGAUAUUGAUAACCCACCUUAUCAUUUACAAAGGGUUUUUAAUAGGCAAUCUAGAGAAUUUUGGUCCCAAAGUUUCGGUGAUAUCAACGAAUUUGAAUUGUCUGAAUCUGAAAAAAUGCGCCUUAUGGUCCUUCAAGAUCUUCGUCACAGAAACUAUUUAAUCACUUCAGGAUCAAAAUUUGGUGGAGAUUUUCUCGUUUACCCUGGAGACCCAUUAGUGUUUCAUGCAUAUUUCAUAGUUAAAGUUGUCCCCAAGGGUUUCAGAAUGAAAGCCAAUGAAUUGUUAGCUUUUUCCAGACUGGCAACAUCCGUUAAAAAGGUAGCUGUUUUGGGGACAGUGGACGGCUCAAAUGUUUCCUACAUCAGUUUACAGUGGUCUGGAUUGAAAUGAACAAGAUUAUAUUUUUGCAUUUGAGGAUCUGUAUUUUGAGAUAAAUUUUGAUGGUUGUUUAUUUCUUCCUGGGUAUUAGUAGCAUGAUUUGUAAAACU
This is a messenger RNA of Bolinopsis microptera, 963 nucleotides long. Its product is annotated as tRNA-splicing endonuclease subunit Sen34-like. Gene Ontology annotation, biological process: tRNA-type intron splice site recognition and cleavage; tRNA splicing, via endonucleolytic cleavage and ligation. Gene Ontology annotation, molecular function: tRNA-intron lyase activity; nucleic acid binding. NCBI's taxonomy places the organism in Eukaryota, Metazoa, Ctenophora, Tentaculata, Lobata, Bolinopsidae. The record is from RefSeq and is a predicted model, not a curated record. Gene Ontology annotation, cellular component: tRNA-intron endonuclease complex.